AUGUCCUUCACGAAUGCGCCCGUCUCCAGGGUUAUGGUCUACGGUUUGAUAGGCAUCUCCGUAGCCGUUAGCCUGCUGGAUCUGAAGCACUACUUCUACAUCUUGGUUGACCUUCAUCUCUGGCGCUUUCACCAAACAUGGCGCGCACUCAUCUACCAGUUGUGCUACACCAAUUCCUCAGAGGUAUUGUUUGGCGCAAUGACUCUCUACAGCCUCAGAGUCGUUGAGCAUAUGUGGGGGUCGCGGAAGUACGCAUCAUUCCUUAUUGUCACGUCGCUGUUCACAAGUAUACUACCGACAGGCAUUCUCGCAUUCAUUUUGAGACCGUUGACUUGGGGCCUCUUCAACUACUUGCCUGCAGGCCCAACUCCGAUCAUAUUCGCCAUACUGGCUCAAUACCAUGCCACCGUCCCCCACAUGUACAAGUACCGGAUAGCCACCUCAGCCUCUCCGACCGAUCAGUUUCAGGGUGUUACCUUGUCGGAUAAGUCGUAUAAAUACCUACUUGCGGUUCAACUUGCUUUCUUCCAAUGGCCAGGCUCGCUGCUGGGAGCAUUAAUUGGCUGGGUUGUAGGUUAUGCCUGGAGGCUGGAGAUGCUCCCUAGAUCCCUCACCAGAUGGAGAAUACCCGGCUGGAUGGUUGGAAUUCGCACGCAGAAGAGAAGCGAAGAGUUCGAAGGUCUCAGAAGAAGGCUAGAAGGAGAGGGGACAGCGGCCAGCGCAACAGGUAUCGAGAACAACGAUGGUGGAGAGGUAGGCAGGCGCCGCAACAUAGGUCAGCAGAUUGUAGAUCAGUUCAGAGGAGCUAUCUGA
This is a messenger RNA of Truncatella angustata, 813 nucleotides long. RefSeq lists its product as uncharacterized. Bases 1 to 813 code for a protein of 270 amino acids. NCBI's taxonomy places the organism in Eukaryota, Fungi, Ascomycota, Sordariomycetes, Amphisphaeriales, Sporocadaceae. The transcript has 2 exons. Gene Ontology annotation, molecular function: serine-type endopeptidase activity. The record is from RefSeq and is a predicted model, not a curated record.